AUGGCUGGCCAUGUAAGAAUGGGCGGCGUUAUGGAGCCAACCUUCCAUAAACUGGACAACUACGGCGAUAUUAUUUUGGUCUUGGAUAAGCAGGAUGCUGCAUAUGAAGACAACGAGGAUUUCUAUACUCUGUUUGAGCUUCCUUCGCCUAUAAACGAGGAACAAAUUGAGGAGAACCUUCCAGACCCUUCUCUUUAUACAGCGAAGAAAGGUCGUAAGAAAAAGGCCUCUGGCAUGCUGCCUUGGGAGUAUCGUAUAGUCGAACCCGAGCUAGUAUUUGAAGUUGAACCUGAACCCGAGCCUGAGAUCGAACCUGAGCAAGCAUUUGAAGUCGAACCCGAAUCCGAACCUGAGCCUGAGGUCGAGCCAGCCCUUUACUGGCUAGGUGAGAGCCAGGAAAGGACGAACGCCGAGUCUCGUGCGCCGGCGACUGGCAAUGAAGCGGACAAAGAUGAGUUCGAAGAGAUGGGCAUUCAGGCCGCAGAUAACUCGACUCCACGCGGCCUAUCUCACCCUAUUCAAUUUCAAGUAUCCUCUAAACAUCUCACACUUGCUUCGCCUGCCUUUGAGAUAAUGUUGAAAAGAGCAUGGUCUGAGGCACACACCCUUAAUACCCAAGGAUCUGCAGAAUUACGCGCGCUUGGUACUACUUCGGAGGCUCUCCGCAUUUUUCUGAACGCUGUCUAUGGCCGCACGCAUGAUAUUCCACGAACCGUGGAAGUCAGGCUUCUGUGCGAAGUUGCGGUUCUCGUUGAUUAUUAUAAAUCUUAUGAUGCCCUUCAAUUUUAUGCCGACACUUGGAUUAAAGGCCUGAGGCACCAGUCGAGAGAGAUGACCCAAGAUAGUGUUAGAUGGCUAUGCAUAUCUUGGGUGUUUAAAAGCAGCGAUAUCUUCGAAAGCGUUACUGGGGUUUUCCAGCGCCAGGCAAAGGCUCCGCUUCAGGUCUCGAAACUUCCAAUCUCGGGUGCCGUGAUAGGUAAAGAAUCACCCCUAUAG
Arthroderma uncinatum is the source of this 996-nucleotide messenger RNA. RefSeq lists its product as uncharacterized. Bases 1 to 996 code for a protein of 331 amino acids. The transcript has a single exon. NCBI's taxonomy places the organism in Eukaryota, Fungi, Ascomycota, Eurotiomycetes, Onygenales, Arthrodermataceae. The record is from RefSeq and is a predicted model, not a curated record.